This is a messenger RNA of Fomitopsis serialis, 636 nucleotides long. RefSeq lists its product as uncharacterized. The coding region runs from base 117 to 494 and encodes 125 amino acids. The record is from RefSeq and is a predicted model, not a curated record. Lineage: Eukaryota; Fungi; Basidiomycota; Agaricomycetes; Polyporales; Fomitopsidaceae. The transcript has 3 exons.
CUUCCCGAGCCCGAGCAGGCCCUCUCGUCCACCAGCCCCGCCGCAUGCCCGCCCUCCUCCCAUAACAUAUCUCGUCACGGCCAGGAGAAGAUUUGUUUCAAAGAAGUCUUGAGAUUAUGGCACACUCGAUGGAGUUCCUCACGCUGGGCGAACGGGUCGAACACGCGAUUGCAGCGCUUCCGACGCUGAGCAAAGAGGAGAUCCCGCUAGACGACGCGUGCCCAAUCUGCCUCCAGGGCUUCGGGGCCAUAUAUGAAGGGAAGGCACAGGAGGAGGUCGCGGCUGAUAAUGGGCUCCCGAACGGGACAGACCCGGAAGAGCACAGGGGCGUGACAAAGCUGAGCGGGUGCGGGCAUGUCUUUUGCAGAUUCGACUUGAUAGAAUGGAUACGUGGCUGGCACGGAACCUGUCCCGCCUGCCGCGCAGAGUUCGCGAACAUCCGGCCUCCGUCCUACUCGGAGGACGGCUCCUCCGACGGGAUACGUGCCCAAUGAUGACGAGACGAGGACGACCUCGACGAAGACGACGGGUUCAUGGACACGGACGGUUCGACGCCGAGGGGGAGGACUACGACCUCGACUUCGACCUCGACGGCGACGAGGUCGACCUGGCCGCGGACGUGAACGCUUUAUUGGG